AUGGCAGCCCCAGUGCCCCACGGCACCCACCGCCCCACAGAGCCCCUACCCACAGCCCUCCACGGAGCCCCAGCCCUGUGGUACCCACCGGGCCCCACAGCACUGCCCCCUGUCCCGUGGGACCCCCACCCACAGCACCCCAAUGCAGCGGGGACCUGUGGCACCCCCAUGCCAUGGCAGCAUCCCCUGGCCCAUGGCACCCCCUCCGACAGGCACCCACCGCAGCCCCACACCCAGGGCACGGGGAACUGGAGGGGGGAGUGCCGGGGUGUGCGUGUGGGGACACGGCAGGGUGGGGGGCAGCACUGGGGGACCCGGGGAUGUGAGGGGACCCUGGGCUGUGGAGGGACACUGGGGACUCUGGGGCGGGGGGGACGGUCACAGGGAUGUCCCGGCGGACACCAGGGGGAGGAGGGACAGGACAGCCUGGAGGAGAGGGAUGGGGAAUGGAGUGUCCUGGGCGUCCUGAGCUCAGCUCUCGGCGGGAUUUGCAGCCAAAGGGGGAGCUUAGCCCCAGGCAGGUGUUCCGGAAGGAGGGGGCGUCACCCUCGUGCUUUUGGAGUGCUUGUGCCCCCCUUGUUAACACCUUCCUGUCCCCCAGUGCGCUACGGGCGCUUCGAUCCCGAGGACCAGCGCAGCCGGCACUGCCCCUACCUGGACACCAUCAACAAGAGUGUCCUGGACUUUGACUUUGAGAAGCUGUGCUCCAUCUCUCUGUCCCACAUCAACGUCUACGCCUGCCUCGUCUGUGGGAAGUACUUCCAGGGCCGCGGGCUGAAGUCGCAUGCCUACAUCCACAGCGUGCAGCUGAGCCACCACGUGUUCCUCAACCUGCACACGCUCAAGUUCUACUGCCUGCCCGACAACUACGAGAUCAUUGACUCCUCGCUCGAGGACAUCACGUACGUGCUCAAGCCCACCUUCACGGCCCAGCACAUUGCUCAUCUGGACAAACAGGCUAAGCUGUCCCGGGCCUAUGAUGGCACCACGUACCUGCCUGGCAUUGUGGGGCUCAACAACAUCAAGGCCAAUGACUAUGCCAAUGCUGUGCUCCAGGCCUUGUCUAACGUGCCUCCCCUGCGGAAUUACUUCCUGGAGGAGGAGAACUACCGGCACAUCCAGCGCCCACCCGGGGACAUCAUGUUCCUGCUGGUGCAGCGCUUUGGGGAGCUCAUGAGGAAGCUCUGGAACCCCCGGAAUUUCAAGGCACACGUGUCUCCCCAUGAGAUGCUCCAGGCCGUGGUGCUCUGCAGCAAGAAGAACUUCCAGAUCACCAAGCAGGGGGAUGGGGUGGAGUUCCUGUCCUGGUUCCUGAAUGCGCUGCACGCAGCACUGGGUGGCACCAAGAGGAAGAAGAAGACCAUUGUCACCGACGUGUUCCAGGGCUCCAUGCGCAUCUUCACCAAGAAGCUGCCACACCCUGACCUGCCGGCGGAGGAGAAGGCACAGCUGCUGCAGAACAGCGAGUACCAGGAGCGCAUGGUGGAGUCCACCUUCCUGUACCUGACCCUGGACCUGCCCACGGCGCCACUCUACAAGGACGAGAAGGAGCAGCUCAUCAUCCCCCAAGUGCCCCUGUUCAGCAUCCUGGCCAAGUUCAAUGGCAGCACCGAGAAGGAGUACAAGACCUACAAGGAGAACUUCCUGAAGCGUUUCCAGCUGACACGCCUGCCCCCCUACCUCAUCUUCUGCAUCAAGCGCUUCACCAAGAACAACUUCUUCGUGGAGAAGAACCCCACCAUUGUCAACUUCCCCAUCACGAACGUGGACCUGCGGGAAUACCUGUCGGAGGAGGUGCAGGCGGCGCACGCGCACACCACCUACGACCUCAUCGCCAACAUCGUGCACGACGGGAAGCCCUCGGAGGGCUCCUACCGCAUCCACGUCCUGCACCACGGCACAGGGAAGUGGUACGAGCUGCAGGACCUGCAGGUGACCGACAUCCUGCCCCAGAUGAUCACCCUGUCCGAGGCCUACAUCCAGAUCUGGAAGCGACGCGAGGAGGAUGAGACCAAGCAGCAAGGUGCCUGAGAGCCUUGGGGGCACCCAGAAAUCCCCCUGGGGACACCCCCAGCUCCCCUCAGUGGUAUCCCCAGCCCCUUAGGGGUACCCUGAGACCCCUUUGGGAGCACCUCAAGCUCCCUCGUGGACAGCCAGAGACUUGCAGGGACAUCCAUGGCCCACCUGGAGACACCUCCAUCUGCCCUGGGGUCACCCAGAGGUCCCCAGGGAACAACACCCAGACACCCUUGGGAGCACCCAGAGCCCACCUGGGGACACCCCCAGCCCCCCCUGUUGG
Messenger RNA from Ficedula albicollis (Collared flycatcher), 2299 nucleotides. RefSeq names its product ubiquitin specific peptidase 39 (gene USP39). Gene Ontology annotation, molecular function: zinc ion binding; cysteine-type deubiquitinase activity. The coding region runs from base 1 to 2031 and encodes 676 amino acids. Gene Ontology annotation, biological process: mRNA processing; spliceosomal complex assembly; protein deubiquitination. The record is from RefSeq and is a predicted model, not a curated record. NCBI's taxonomy places the organism in Eukaryota, Metazoa, Chordata, Aves, Passeriformes, Muscicapidae. The transcript is spliced from 12 exons.